Molecule: messenger RNA, 1386 nt
Organism: Auxenochlorella protothecoides
Lineage: Eukaryota; Viridiplantae; Chlorophyta; Trebouxiophyceae; Chlorellales; Chlorellaceae
Exons: 6
Coding region: 1-1386 (461 amino acids)
Source: RefSeq, a predicted model, not a curated record
AUGGUCACCGAUUUUAUUGCCUUCGAGUAUUCCCUGCCAACGGCCACAGGCAGGUCGCCCAUUUUCAGUCCUGAAGCCUUUCGCACGCCGCAGCACAAGUACUCCAGCAGCACGCCGGCCCCUGAUCCGAUUGCUCGGCUCGUGGACCUCCAGACGCGGCAUGCAGCGCUGCUGGACGGCAUAGAGCAGGCCCAGCGCUCCGCUGAGCAGCUCGGCAAGAUAUGCAUGGAUCGCGAGGCUGCAGCGGAUGCUGCCGAGGCCAGGCUGCAGGAAGCCACGGAGCAGCUGCAGGGGACCUCCAAGGAGCUGUCCGGCCUCCAGGAGGAGUAUGAGGCCACCUCUGCGCUGCUGGCGCGGUGUGCGGAGGGGUUGGCGGCUCAGCACACCGCCCUGGAAACCGCCGAGGUGUCGGCCGCCGAGGCGGAGACCCAGGCGCAGGCCGCCCAGACCCGGCGGGCCGAGGCCGAGGCCGGGGCGCAGAGUGCACAGCGUGAGCUGGACGCCCUGGCCGAGCGGGUCGCCGCCCUGCGUGGCGAGAGCGCCGAGCUGGAGGCCGCCGGCGCCGACAAGGCGGAGGCCCUGCGGCGCCAGCUGGCGGAGGAGUCUGCCGCCGCCCAGCAGCAGAUCGCAAGCUGCGUGGCGGAGGGCGAGGCGCGCCUGCGAGGGGUCCAGGCCCAGGCAUCAGAUGCUGCACAGCAGGCGGCCGAGUCUGUCCGCGAGGCCGAGCAGGCACAGGCCCAGUUGGAAGAGACAAACUCUCAGCUGGCAGAGACAACCUGCCAGCUGUCGGAGGCACGACACUUGCUGGCGGCCGCGCAGGAAGAAACCACGCUGUGCCGCAGGGAGGCCCAGCAGAGCCUUGGCACGCUGGAAGCCGACGUUGCCCGGCUGCGUGGCGAGGCCGUGGCGCUGGAGGCCAGGGUGGUGACGCUGGGGAGCCGGUUGGCAGAGCUGAGCGCGGCGUGCAGGGCGCGGGAGGGGGAACUCCGGGACCUGCGGGAUGCGGAGGGCAAGUCCUUCCGGCCCCUGCUGCAACAUCGCGACCGGUCGGCGGGCCCUGGCCACCUCGACGCCGACCAGUGGGCCCCGCCCAUGCUGUCAGGCGCCUCGCUCUCCAGCACCUUGGGAAUGCCCGAGCAGGGGGCCCUGGUGCCAGGUCCCGGCCACCCCCAAGCAUUGGACCCCGGUCAAGCGGAGGCCCUGCACCAGCUGGGCGCCAUGCGCUCGGCGGCGCACCGUCUGACUCGCGCGCUGCUCCUGCUCAUCAGCACGCCCGCGGCGCGCCAGCUGGGGAUGAAGGAGGCGGAGGAGCUGCGGGUGCUGCUGUCCGGCAUCCCCCUGCUGCGCAGCAGCGGCGAGGCAGAGCCCCCCCGCUGGACUGACUGA